AGCAAAACGUCCUUCGGGGUAGUGGUCUGGAGUCUGGAGGGAACUCCUACGCGAAUUCAUGCAGCGUACAAUGCUACAGUACGUGAAUCCUGUACAGCAACGGAAGUCCACCCGUCUUUUCAGUUUUCAAGGGACCAAAAUGAUAAUUUACUUCUGAUUUCCUGUUGCUCGCUAGCAAACCCUUUUAGAAGCGCGUCUGAGCGAGGAAACGUCUGAUGAAUGGAGAUGGGAUCGAGACGACAUAUCCUGGACUAGGGAAAACAUGAAGGCUCAAACCAUCGAAUGAUUUCAAUCCAAACCAGGACCAAGCGAGAUCUUACUAGUGUUCGCAACGCAAUGACUGUUCCCGAAAGGUCACUCUGCUUUAAACGAUGUCAGGAUCUCAGAUGGCUCGCUCGAGGAGGCAGCAGCAGCAAACAAAAACACGAAGCAAGCAACCAAAACGCACGUUCACGCACGAUUGUUGCUACCCGACAACCCCACUACUUCAGCUGCGUUCGAGAUCGAUACUCUCUCUACCAAAGAAUCACGCCUUGACCAGCGCAUCCUUCAUCAAUCCUCAAAGCGUCCUUCAUUCAAUCCUCAAAGACCAACGAACGCCAAAGACACAACGAAAGAGACCAACUUGACGACCAAAGAAGCCAAGGCCAACAUCAUCAUGAACAACCCUCCUUCUUUUAGUGCUUCAGGUGCUUCUCAACAGCCUUUCUCCGCAACGAGCCUCAACUCCUUGCUCCAACUAUUGGGGGCUCAGCAGCCUCAGUCGCAGCCUAUGAAUGGCGGCGGAGGAGCGGUGGCAUCGAAUCAGCAGAGCCAACAGCCACCUCCACAGCAGCAACAACAGCCUCAGGCUGUAACUAACAACAACAACAGCAACAAUCAGGCCAGUCAUCCACCGACAAGCAACCAACAGGUCCUGCCUUCGCAGCAGCAGUAUCAGCCGCCAGCGGCGCCGCCGCAGCAAGAGCAACCAAUUCAAGCCCCACUCCAAAAUGGCGGCGGCAACAACCAGAAUCUCUUGGCUCUCUUGCAGUUGCUCAACCCCGGCGGGGCUCAGCAGCCUCAGGGACAGCCUCAAGUGCAGCAGCCCCAAGCAGGGCAGAGUGUUCAGCCUCAGGGACAGUACCCGGCUCAAGGACAGCCGCAGCAAGCUGUCCAUCAGCAGCAGCCACCCACCCAGCAGCCACAAAUGCAGCAGCAGCAGCAACAACAACAGCAUAACCAGUCAGUGGUCGGCCAGCAACAGUUCCAGCAGCAGCAGCAACCACAACAGCAGCAGCCUGUCCUUCAGCAGCAGUUCCAGCAACAGCAGCAGGCCCCCGCCCAGCAACCAGCGCAGCAAAACCAGCAAGCAGGAAGGGCCCAACCAGCAGGAGCUGUCUCGGAAGAUUUAAGCAGACAGAUUAUCCAACUCCUGAUGAACAAUAACAACCCUGGGUCAAUCCAACCGCAGCAACAGCCAUCUGCCCCAGUUGCGGCAGCCAUGCCUCAGCAACAACCGUUCCAGCCGAAUCGAUGCACGGGCACGUCAGUUGGAGGCAGCACGUUUUCCGCCAAUGCCUUUAGCCAGAUUCUGCCGCAGGUGCAACAAGCCCGGUCUGCGUCUGUUGGAAACACCAAUGUGGCUACCGCCAAUCAAACUCAUCAAGUGCAACAGGUCCAGAACAGCACUCUUGGAACUGGCAUGGUUCAUCAAGCUCAGCCUCCACCAGUUGGCAGUAGUAAUCUGGCAACCGCCAACCAGCUUCAGCAGCCAGUGCAACAUGUCCAGAACAUUGCUCCCGGGAACCAGGCCCCGCCACAGGUUCAACAAGCCCUUCCAACAGUUGGACAGCAAGCCCAGAACAGCGCAGGUGGGAGUAACAUGGCUCCUGCUCCUGGAAACCAGGCCCAGCAACAGGUCCACCAAGUUCAGCCAGCAGCAGUUGGCAGUUCUAGUAUGGCCUCGGGGAACCAGGCCCAGCAACAGCAACCUCCGCCUGCUGCAAACCAAGGAGCUACCCAGUUGCUUAUGGGGAUGUGCUCAUUGCUGAUAGCCGCGGCGCAACAGCAAGUGAACCAGCAACAAGCGCAACCGCCCCAGCAACCUCAGCAGCAAAUAAUACAGCAAAUGCAAGAGGUGCUAGGUCAAGUGGCAAAUGGUCAGAUCAACCCUCAGCAGCUAUUGGGGCAAAUUUUUGGUCUAGGCAACAUCAACGGUGCUAAUCGUCUCGUGUCUCACGAUGGAUCUUCUCCGAGAGCGGGGGAAGAAAAUAGCGGGGUAGAAGCUUCGUCCCAGGGAGGCAGUAGUGCAGGGGGCAACAUUGAGUCUCCUGGCAAUCACGACGUUAUGCUCGGACGCGGCAGUGGUACUUCGAACCAUAUCGGUAACAUUUCGUUUCGAAAUCUUGUCGAGAAGCACAAACCACGAUACGUCGCUGCUUCACGUGUGGACAAGCCCAAGGUUGCCGGCGAAGUUGUGGAAAUCUGGAGGAACAUGGAUCCACCUGGACGUUUCGUGGAACGGGUGGAGUCGUCGAACCCGGGCGACGUUAGUGUGUGGAAGGAUGUUGGAAAUCGUCGUGCCAGGCAAAAGACGUCGCAAUGCCUCAGAGAAAAAGAACGUCCGAAGAAGGAAGAGGAAGAAAAGGAAGAGGAAGAGCGGGGAAAGAAAAGGAAAAGGACAGAGGGUGUUUCGGAAGAUGAAGAGGAAGGGACAGUAGAAGAUGAAACAGAAGAAGAGUAAAUCAGGACAACAAGUGUAUGGAUUGUGUGUAGAUCAGUACCGCAUCUGGGAGGCACGGCUGCACUCGAUGGAUGGAUUUGCAUUUACUCGAUGAAUGGAUUUGUCUUUUGCAUAAUGGAUCAUACAUGUUGCAUUAUGGAUAUUCCCAUACGAUGAACCUGGCAUGGGUUGUGCGAGCAUGUGAAAGUGCAUACCAAGAAGCACCAUCAAUGGAUAGAGUUGCUUGCAUGUUACAUUGUAAAUUAAUGAGUAUGUAGUACAUAGUUUUGGGUACAGAGUUGCUUUUUUGCUUCAUCGAGCGUACUGGCAGCUUUAGUUGUGCUUUGUCGAUCGUAGCCAUCAACUUCGAUCAUAGACUUAAAAGGGAAGCAGUGGUGAUUGAAUUGAAUCGUCUAGCUAGCUCCCUCCAAAGGUGGGGAGUUGGGACGCAGUUCUUGCGCGGCUUCAAGAGGAAGCUCCCUUAGAGGGUUGCUCUUUUUCAGGCUUGGUGACUCCCCUGUCGAAGUAAGAGCUACUAGUGUGGCUGGGACAAAACCAACUUCUCUUUCAGCAAAAACACCUAGUGAGGGGAUCGAACCCUCGACCACACGAUUAAGAGUCGUGCGCUCUGCCAAACUGCAUCCACAAGUACCAAGUUGAUUCACUGUUAGCAACCUGUAUAACGCCAGUUGGGCGCGAUAAAGGGACUGAACUGAAGGUCUUACCUGAGC
Messenger RNA from Seminavis robusta, 3435 nucleotides. The record is from the annotation of a GenBank genome assembly. Lineage: Eukaryota; Bacillariophyta; Bacillariophyceae; Naviculales; Naviculaceae.